Molecule: messenger RNA, 1264 nt
Organism: Rhopalosiphum padi (bird cherry-oat aphid)
Lineage: Eukaryota; Metazoa; Arthropoda; Insecta; Hemiptera; Aphididae
Exons: 3
Coding region: 410-901 (163 amino acids)
Source: RefSeq, a predicted model, not a curated record
AACAGUCCGUUAUAAAUUCUGAGAUAGGUAUUAGGUAUAGUAUAAAAUAAAACGCAAUUUCGCCAAUUUGCAAUUAUUUAAUGCUUCAGUCAGUUCAAUCUUGAAUAGUUGAAUCUUCAUUCAAUUGCCGUUAUUGAACAUUUUCAACAAAAUAUAUUAAUGAAUAAAUAAUAAUUAUAGAACAUUUUUAUAAGUAACUGCCUGCUGAUAAUUGUUUAUCGUUUUUAUAAUUGUUGGAAUUAAGUAGUGUAAAAAGAGGUUGCGUGUUAUUCACACACCACGGUUGAGAUUUUGUGAACGUUUUCAACAACUAUAUUGUAGUCAGCGCUCAAAUUUCGUUGAAAGUUUGUUAACUUUCAAUAUCGCGUAUCAUCUGACAUCUUAAUUGAUUUGCCUUUUUCAAUUAGAAAUGUCGAACAUAGUGGAAAUUCCAGAUCCGCGAUCGCCUACUGUAGCUUUUGUCAGAACUCCGUUACGAGUGGUCAAAAUGAUAAUUGACGAAGAAAAUAAAUCUACAGAGACAAGAAUAAAUAAUGAGUUAUUUGAAAACACUUCGUCUGGAAGUCUAAUAAUGUCAACACCAAUUAGUAACACUUGUGAUACAGAUGAUUCAUUUCAUUCAGCAGUUGGUGAAAAUGAUUUUGAACCUUUAAUAAACAGUAAGGAUACUAAAGUAAUGAAAGACAGUAGUAAAAAAAAUAGGAGAGCACUGGGGUGCAUUAAAAAUCGUUUGAUUGAAACACCAAAAACGGAUAUGCGUCGUAAGCUUUGGCGUAACAUGGAGGACGAAAGAGUAAAAAAAGGAGUAAAUAAUGGAGUUGAAAAUACACCACCUUUACCUUUCAUGGAUUUGACUGCUUCAGCUCCACCAAAAUUAUAUAGACACCGCAAGUAUACAUAAGGUCUUUUUAUUUUUAAUACUUAAUUUAAUUUUUAUUUACAUCACCAUAAAAUUUCUGAUUUGUCAUUUACUAUACCUAUACUUUUGUUUAUUAAUCUAGUAGCAUAUUAAGGUGAAUCCAAUAUAACUCAUUCUCACUUUAUAUACAAAUUUUUUUGCACCAAUGUUUGUAAUAUACAUUUUUAUGCCUUAUAGUAAAAAAAGUCAUUAAAUAUUUCUUUUAAAACAUAAUAUAAAGUAUAUAUUAAAUUUUAUUUAUUAUGUAAUUAUUUAAUCAAUAACAUAUUAUUUUAGUGUGUAAUAUAUCUGGAUAAAUGUUUUUAAACAUAAGUUCAAAUAAAAUAUAGUUGCAUAUAUAAAUUA